Molecule: messenger RNA, 1884 nt
Organism: Aspergillus sclerotioniger CBS 115572
Lineage: Eukaryota; Fungi; Ascomycota; Eurotiomycetes; Eurotiales; Aspergillaceae
Product: glutamine--tRNA ligase
Exons: 3
Coding region: 1-1884 (627 amino acids)
Biological process (GO): translation; glutaminyl-tRNA aminoacylation
Cellular component (GO): cytoplasm; cytosol
Molecular function (GO): glutamine-tRNA ligase activity; ATP binding
Source: RefSeq, a predicted model, not a curated record
AUGGCUGACGCAAUCACCGAGGCCACUGCUAAGCUUCAGCUCGACCCGGAGACCGGGGAAAUGGUCUCCAAGGGCGAGCUGAAGAAGCGGUUGCAGAAGCGCGCCAAAAAAGCCGCCAAAGCCAAUGCUCCCAAGCCUGCUGCGACCCCCAAGCCCCAGGGCCCGGUCGCCGCCAAGCAGGAGGAGGCCCCCAUCGAUCCCGAUGCCAUGUUCAAGCAGGGUUUCUGCGCUGCCGUCUACAACGAGCGUCCCGUCACGCCUUUGACCCGAUUCCCGCCCGAGCCCAACGGAUACCUGCACCUGGGUCACUCGAAGGCGAUCGCCAUCAACUUCGGAUUCGCGAGACACCAUGGCGGAAAGACAAUCCUGCGAUUCGAUGACACCAACCCCGAGGCCGAGGAGGAGAAAUACUUUGUGGCGAUCGAGGAGAUCAUUCAGUGGCUUGGAUUCAAACCUCAUGCGAUCACCCACUCGAGUGACCACUUUGAUAAGCUGUACGAGCUGGCUGAGAAGCUUAUCAAGUUGGGACGGGCCUAUGUCUGUCACUGUAGCGACGCCGAGAUCAAGCUGCAGCGCGGUGGAGAGAAGAACGGACCGAGAUUCCGCUGCAAGGACGCCGAGCAGGAUGUGGAGACAAACUUGCAAAAGUUCCGCGACAUGAGGGAUGGUAAAUACGAACCCCAGACGGCGUUCCUGCGCAUGAAGCAGGAACUCGAUAACCCCAACCCGCAGAUGUACUCGGAUUUGGCCGCCUAUCGUGUCCUGAAGAAGGAGCACCAUCGUACCAAGGACCAGUGGAAGAUCUACCCAACCUACGACUUUGCGCACUGCCUCUGUGAUAGCUUCGAGGGGAUUACCCACAGUCUUUGCACGACCGAAUUUGUGUUGUCGCGUGAGAGUUACGAAUGGCUCAACUCGACGCUUGGUGUCUACGAGCCCAUGCAGCGCGAGUAUAGUCGCAUGGAGGUUAGCGGAACGGUCAUGAGCAAGAGAAAGUUGAAGAAGCUCGUCGAUGAAGGUUACGUGCGGGGCUGGGAUGAUCCUCGUCUAUACACCCUUAUUGCACUGCGUCGUCGUGGUGUCCCUCCGGAGGCCAUCCUUUCUUUCAUCAAUGAACUGGGUGUGACCACCUCCCAGUCUGUCAUCCAGAUCGCUCGCUUUGAGCAGUCGGUGCGGACAUACUUGGAGACCCGGGUUCCCCGUUUGAUGCUGGUCCUUGACCCUGUCCCGGUUGUUGUUGAGGAUUUCGAAUCCCUGGAAGCCUCGGAGCUUGAUCUGGACGUUCCCUUCUCACCUAAGGACCCCGCCAUGGGAUCCCACCAGCUCAAAUUCACCAAGACGGUCUAUAUCGAUCGGUCUGAUUUCCGCGAGGAGGAUAGCAAGGGAUACUUCCGCCUUGCCCCGGGUAAGAGCGUGGGUCUGUGGAGAGUGCCUUAUCCCAUCAAGGCCACCACAUUCACCAAGGACGCCGACGGAAAGGUCACGGAAAUCCGCGCCGUUCUUGACAGAUCUGGAGCGAAGCCCAAGACGUACAUCCACUGGGUUCCGGACAACUCGCGGAAGGUGGAGGUUCGCAUCCACGACCCACUGUUUAAGUCGGAUGACCCGAACUCGGUGGAGGGCGGCUUCCUGAACGAUGUCAACUCGAACAGCGAGACCAUUCACACGGAUGCCUUGAUUGAGGCAGGCUUCGAUGAAGUGCGCCGCCGGGCUCCCUGGCCCGAAGCUGCGGGAGAGAAGGAGGCUGGGAAGAGCGGACCGGAAAGUGUUCGGUUCCAGGCGAUGCGUGUGGCUUACUUCGCGGUGGAUUCGGACUCGACGGAUGACCGGGUUGUGUUGAACCGGAUUGUGUCGCUGAAACAGGAUGUUAGCAAGGGCAACUAG